This is a messenger RNA of Danio aesculapii, 1974 nucleotides long. Its product is annotated as D-amino-acid oxidase-like. The transcript is spliced from 11 exons. Gene Ontology annotation, molecular function: FAD binding; D-amino-acid oxidase activity. Bases 24 to 1166 code for a protein of 380 amino acids. NCBI's taxonomy places the organism in Eukaryota, Metazoa, Chordata, Actinopteri, Cypriniformes, Danionidae. The record is from RefSeq and is a predicted model, not a curated record.
UACGUCACAGCUGACGUUACGUAAUGUGCGAAAAAGUUUUGCGACCUGCCAUUGCAUACUUUACCUGCGUGAAAGAGACGAAAACGACCUGUUUAGACCAACGCCGAGAAAACUUCGUCAUGAAGGUGUGCAUCAUUGGUGCGGGAGUCAUCGGUCUCUCCACUGCUCAGAGCAUCUACCAGCACUUCCACAGCAGAGUCUCUCCUCUCACCAUAGAGGUUUAUGCUGAUAUCUUCACUCCUCUGACCACCAGCGACGGGGCAGCUGGACUCUGGCAACCCUAUCUCUACGACAAGGGCAACGUCAAAGAAACUCAAUGGAACAAAGAGACGUUUAACUAUCUACUGAGUUUCCUCGCCUCUCCAGAUUCAGUUAAAAUGGGAAUCUUCCUUCAGUCUGGCUACAAUCUGUGUGCUGAACCAAUGCCGGAGCCCUCAUUUAAAGAAGCUGUUUUGGGUUUUCGUCAGCUUUCUAAACGGGAAUUAGAGAUGUUCCCGGGUUACAGUUUUGGCUGGUUUAACACUGCUCUCAUGAUUGAAGGAAAGACGUAUUUGCCCUGGCUCAUGAAUUGGUUAAAGCAAAAAGGCGUCACAUUUUUUCAGAGGAAGAUCGACUCAUUUAAAGAGUUGUCAGACAGUGGUGCUGAUGUGAUCAUCAACUGCUCUGGUGUUCGCUCAGGAGAGCUGCAACCUGAUCCUGAGCUCCAGCCAGCCAGAGGACAGAUCAUAAAGGUAGACGCUCCCUGGUUAAAGCACUGGGUCAUCACGCAUGACUCCACAUCAGGAGUCUAUGAUUCACCGUACAUCAUUCCUGGGAGUCGUUUGGUCACUGUUGGUGGAGUUUUCCAAGUGGGAAACUGGAAUCGGCUGAACAGUUCUGUUGACCAUAAAGGAAUCUGGGAAGCCGCCUGCAAACUUGAGCCCAGUCUACAGCAUGCACGGAUAGUAGAAGAUUGGACUGGUCUCAGACCUGCACGCAGUAAAGUCAGACUGGAGAGAGAAGUCAUACGAUCUGGAGGACACUCAUUUGAGAUCAUCCAUAACUAUGGACAUGGAGGUUUUGGACUGACCAUCCAUCGUGGGUGUGCUGAGGAAGCUGCUCGGCUCUUUGGACAGUUCCUGGAGCAGAAAGGAUUGCUAGCAGCACAAGCUAAAUCACGUCUUUAACAGAUCUGAGCCAUCAGAUAGCGUUAUCUAUAAUCUAUAAUUCUAAUGCACAUCGUCCUACCAAUUCCAAAAGAUCAUUUGUCCACAUUUCUCUGCCAAUACAGACACACAUACUCUCUUUUUUAAGCAUACUUUAUUGUUAUCGUACAUGUACAUCCAGUGCAGUGGCAAGAAGAUCAGUGCACACAGACACAAAACGCGGCACUAAAUCGCAAAAGGCAGGCAUAGGAGAAAACUUUCUGGACAACUGCACACUUCCCCCAUCAUGCCAAACACACACCAUACGGCUGAAAAGGCAGAAAUACAAAUAACCGAAUAUAGCAUUGAGCAGUUGAGUUGAAGAAACAAAGUGUGUUUUGAUGCAAGCCACUGUUGCGCUGAUGUGCUAGAAUAGACAGGAAUAAAAUAAUAGUUUUGUGACCUACAGAUGCUAUUCUGUUUUAUUAUUAUUUCAUCGUACGUUAAAGGCACAAUAUGUACAUUUUUUCCAUUAAAAUAUAAAAAAUAUAAUCUAGAAUAGCCUUAUAUAUAUAGCCUGACUAACGUUUUGAAGAACGUUUAAAUCCAGAGAAGUAAGCAAUUUUACGUGACACAUCCUAGAUUUUCGGAUUGGUUUUACAGGUAACGUGGACACAACAAAGACGCUUUAAUAUGUUGCGUGUUUUAUUAGCCUGCCCAGAGCAGCAUUAUUUUAGAACUCUGAAAUGUAUUUAGUAUGAUAAUACAGCGCUGCUUCUUCCCGAUGUGAUUACGAGCGGAAGAGCCGUAAAUGGUGAACUGUGGCAUAAUAAAAGCUCCUCUGAUUGUG